UCUUCUGAUCUUGUUCAUCGAGUACGUAAUCUCAUCAAAACUGCUCCUAAUGACUUAUCACCAUCAACAUCGCCAAAUCAUCAAACAUCAUCAAUGAUAUCGAAAUUAUGUGCUUCACCACCGAAACGUCUCAUGAAAAUGUUGAGUAGACGACAUGAAGAUUUAUCACAUAUCACGUCGUUUUGUGAUUGUACAAGUUUACAUUUUGGCAUGAAUUCCGAAUCUCAACAUGACUUAUUCAACAAUAAUACUGAUACAACAAUACUAAUGGAUAAAACAGAUCCACCCGAACUAAUAUCCGGUUGGGAAGGUCCAGCUAUAUUAAGACAUGGUUCAGUGAUACAAUUUGGUUGUUAUAAAUUUGUUUUCGGUCUAGUGAAUCAUUCUUUGCCUCCAUAUUCACCAUCACCACCUCCACCGUCAUCAGCGUCAGCAUUGAUGAUGACGACGACGUCGACCAAAUCGACAACAACAGUGACGACACCGCAUUCUUCCAUAGCAAUCUCGUAAAUAAAAAAAAACUGUUACUUUAACCUUGUCAGAGAUUGUGUAUCAUUUACAAAAGAUGCUUUUUUUUAACAUACAAAAAAUUUAUUGGGUCAUUAAAUUUUAACAUUAAAAUAUCAAAUCCAUUCCUAUAUAUAUAUAUAUCUAUAAAACCACUACUAC
Schistosoma turkestanicum is the source of this 669-nucleotide messenger RNA. NCBI's taxonomy places the organism in Eukaryota, Metazoa, Platyhelminthes, Trematoda, Strigeidida, Schistosomatidae. The record is from the annotation of a GenBank genome assembly.